Ceratosolen solmsi marchali is the source of this 1253-nucleotide messenger RNA. It is a transcript of the gene SelT, whose product is annotated as selenoprotein T. Gene Ontology annotation, molecular function: thioredoxin-disulfide reductase (NADPH) activity. Lineage: Eukaryota; Metazoa; Arthropoda; Insecta; Hymenoptera; Agaonidae. The record is from RefSeq and is a predicted model, not a curated record. The transcript has 4 exons. Gene Ontology annotation, biological process: cell redox homeostasis. Bases 319 to 912 code for a protein of 197 amino acids. Gene Ontology annotation, cellular component: endoplasmic reticulum membrane.
AAAAUAUAAAUGAAAAUUAUUAUAAUCAACCCUAAUAACCCAUAGAUCCCAAAGUCACUUCCGCUUUUGGAAAACAUGGCGUAUGUUAUUCCAAUCCCUUUCUAGAAUCUCUAGUCUUUCUACUCAGCCAGGCAUUUAGCUUGGUAGCCAAUACAUAAGCAGGGAUUGUCAAAGUCAAUUGAAUCAACGUUAAUCAGGUGGUUUGGGUAUUCGGUUGAUACUAAAACCUGAUAACGUUGAGAGUGAAGUGUUGCAAACUUUCUCUAUCGGGGAUACUUAUAAAAGUAGCAUUGACAACUCAUUAAUGACAAAUUAAAAAUGUAUUUGUCAAAGCUGAGUCUCUGUAUAAUUUUUGUUUUGUUCUGUUCGCUUGAGUCGAAGGCAAACUUACACGACGACGUACUUUUAACCAAAUUCAGCUCUAAAGCAGGACCAACAUUAAAGUUUUUUUACUGUUACUCCUGUGGCUAUAGGAAAGUCUUUGAGGAUUAUGUAAACAUUUUGCGACAAAGAUAUCCUGAAUUGCAAAUCGAUGGAGAAAACUAUAAUCCUCCAGGAGCUAAUAUGAUAAUUGCUAAAGGCUUAGGCAUAGCUAAGAUUCUAGUCAUAAUUUUAAUAUUCAGUAAAAUAAAUAUAUUUCAAUGGAUUGGACAACCUCAACCCUUCUGGUGGCAAUGGUGCAUGGACAACCGUUUAUAUUCAUGCAUAAUGUUAUAUUUUGCAUGCAAUGCGACAGAGGGAUACUUGAAAUCAUCCGGUGCAUUUGAGAUAAAUUUCAAUGAUGUUCCCAUAUGGUCCAAAAUCGAUACUGGAAGAAUACCACAGCCUCAUGAACUAUAUCAAAUCAUCGAUACUCACAUGCAUAUGUUAUACCCAGAUGUUAAUAUAGACAAAAUAGGUCGUAAUAAGUAAAUUGUAAAAAUAAUUUUUUCAAUUUCAAGCAAGCAAAAUUUAAUAUUAUUUGUGUAAGAAUGAAAACUGUAAAAUAACUUUGCAUAAGCAAAUUCUUUGGUCAUGUUAAUGAACUCACAUUAAACCACCAAUUUCAACAUUUGUGUAACUAUACUAUCCAAUAAGUGAAUUAUUUAAGUAAAUUUGAAUGCAUAUAUUGGUCUUCUUGAUCAGUGAUAUAUCUGAAAAUAUGUGGUUUUUCAAAGUUCAACUUUUUUAUAUUUUAGAAUUGUAGAAUAUGUAUAUUAAAUGAAUUUAUUAUGUUUAUGUAAAUAACGUGCAAUACAUGAAAGAAUAUGUAA